AUGGGGGCAGCGGACAAGUGGCUGCUGCCGCUGGUGUCCGUCUCCUUCGUCUCGCUCAUGCUCUUCCUCUCCGCGCUCUCGGGCUACUCGGCCUCCUCCGCGCUCUUCGCGCGCCUCCCGCCGCCCAGCUACGUGCGGCGCGGGGCCGCCGCGCCGCCCGCCUUCGCGUACCUGCUCUCGGGCGGCCGCGGGGACGGCCGCAGGCUCCUGCGCCUGCUCCUCGCCGUCUACCACCCCCGGAACCAGUACCUGCUCCACCUCUCCGCGGACGCGCCCGAGGCCGAGCGCCUCGAGCUCGCCGCCGCCGUCGCGCGGGCCGCGCCCGCAAUCGCCGCCUUCGGGAACGUCGACGUCGUCGGCCGCCCCGCCGCCGGCACCCCCAUGGGCUCCUCCGGCCUCGCCGCCACGCUCCGCGCCGCCGCCGCCUUGCUCCGGCUCGACGCCGAGUGGGACUGGUUCGUCACGCUCAGCGCCGCCGAUUACCCGCUCCUCACCCAGGACGACCUGAUUCAUGUCUUCUCGUCUGUGCCAAGGCACCUCAACUUCAUCGAUCACACUAGUGAUAUUGGUUGGAAAGAGUCUCAGAGAGUGCAACCAGUGAUAGUAGAUGCUGGGAUAUACCUGGCUGGCAGGAAUCAGUUCUUCCAAUCCACAGAGAAACGGGCAACUCCAGAUGGUUUCAAAUUCUUCACAGGUUCUCCUUGGGUCAUUCUAAACCGGCGGUUUAUAGAGUACUGCAUUUUCGGAUGGGAGAACCUCCCUCGAACCCUUCUCAUGUACUUCACCAACGUGAUGCUGCCUUUGGAAGGUUAUUUCCACUCGGUCGCGUGCAACUCGGACUUCCGCAACUUCACGGUGAACAACGACUUGCGGUACGUGGCCUGGGACGACCCGCCUCAGAUGGAGCCCCGGUUUCUGAACAUCACACAUUAUGAGGAGAUUGUGGAGAGCGGGGUGCCCUUUGCUAGGAAGUUCCGGGAGAAAGAGUAUCUGCUGGACAAGAUUGAUGAGAAAAUACUCCAGCGGUGGCGCCACAGACCUGUUCCUGGAGCGUGGUGCACAGGCAGAAAGAGAUGGUUCAGCGAUCCAUGCUCCCAGUGGAGCAACGUCAACAUUGUAAGACCCGGGCCCCAAGCCGAGAAGUUCCGCAGAUACAUGGACCGGAUCCUGGAAGAAUCGAAGUCGAGCAACAGCUCAUGCGCGCAAUAG
Triticum turgidum subsp. durum (durum wheat) is the source of this 1209-nucleotide messenger RNA. The record is from the annotation of a GenBank genome assembly. NCBI's taxonomy places the organism in Eukaryota, Viridiplantae, Streptophyta, Magnoliopsida, Poales, Poaceae.